Sinocyclocheilus grahami is the source of this 1804-nucleotide messenger RNA. Its product is annotated as putative serine/threonine-protein kinase F31E3.2. The transcript has 12 exons. Gene Ontology annotation, biological process: protein phosphorylation. Lineage: Eukaryota; Metazoa; Chordata; Actinopteri; Cypriniformes; Cyprinidae. Bases 253 to 1548 code for a protein of 431 amino acids. Gene Ontology annotation, molecular function: protein kinase activity; ATP binding. The record is from RefSeq and is a predicted model, not a curated record.
UGUCGGAGAUUAUCUUGUUUUUGUCGCCAUAUCUGUCAGACUGAAAACGACUCGGUAGAAGAUGAGCUCGCCUGUGUAGUUCAAUGUGAGACAUAAUGUUAAAGCUCUUGUCCUGUCCAUAUUCGAGCGGUUAUAACAGUAAUGCAGGUUGGUGGUAGAGCUCUGUCACUCACUGACACUGAAACUACAAGCGACAACAUGGAUGAACAGUAUUUAAGAUUCAACUAAUAUUUCACGCAAACGACAAAUGUGAUGGGUACCGAUGCUAGCAAAAACAGCAAGCAGUGUACAGGGUCGGAGGAGCAGUCACAAAUAUCCAGAUGGCGGGGAUUUCUCUCUGCUGUGGGGAUUUCUCUCCCAGCUGGUCUCUGCCGAAUCAACCCAUUACGAAUCGGAUCACAUAGAAUGAUUUGUGACAAGGAGCCAUCCAUUCCUGAGCACCUGGUCUCUUCAUUACCGGGGCCUGAGAAACUCCGUAUGGAAUGGAGUCUGCCAAGUUUUAUCAACAUGUUUCUGCCCGAAUUCCCCCAUCGCAAUGUCCCAGGACAUGAACAUUUUCAGGUCCUGGGUUACAUAGCAAAAGGAUCUUUUGGUCCCAUUUUAAAGGUUAAGGAUAAGUCGAAGCAUAAGAUCUAUGCAGUUAAGCACAGAGUGUUCUUUGGAUUUUUGUGUUUGUCUAUAUUUGGGAUUUGCACAUUCAGGCGCUGUUUAUAUGGUUGGUUUCUGAAUAUUCCCUCUCUAGUGUGUGAUUACUGCAGCACAGGGGACCUGUACACAUACUGGGUGAUGAUUGGUCAGUUUGGAGAGGAUGUGGUAAAAGUGUUUGCUGCUGAAUUAGGUUCUGCUCUAGGGUUCCUUCAUGAUUGUGCAAUCAUCCAUCGUGAUGUGAAGAUGGAGAAUGUCCUUCUAACAGAUCAGGGCCAUCUACGACUGGCUGACUUCGGUUUGUCCCGGCGUCUGGAGCGUGGAGGAAGGGCGUUCACUAUUUGUGGGACAAUCCAAUACAUGGCUCCUGAAGUCCUUAGCGGUGGUCCCUACAACCACGCAGCUGAUUGGUGGUCUCUCGGCAUCCUUCUUUUUGCAUUGGCCACUGGAAAGUUUCCUGUGUAUCCAGAGACAGAUCACUGUAGCAUGCUGAGGAGAGUACGCAGCUUCCUUUAUGAGAUGCCAAAAAACUUCUCUCCUCCUUUUGCUCUCCUGCUUACAGAGCUUCUUUGUAAGACUCCAGCACGUCGCCUUCGGACACUGGAACGCUUCAAGCGGCAAACCUUUUUCCACGGCACACCGUUUGAUUCCCAUCUGCUCCAAAAGACCCCCAUGGAGCUGAUCCUGGAGCUGAAGAACCGGCCUGACCGCCCUGCCAAAGCCCGUCGAGGCCUGACCCUGGAGCCCUUCCCAAACUUUGACUGUGACUUUCUCUUAACCUCACCGUGCACACCCACCGCUCCAGACCUUUCCCCGACUCUGGCCAACAUGGAGCGGGUAGAAGCACUCAUGCAAAGCCAUGUAGCUCAGGACGAUGCUUCCCAAAGAGAAGUGUUUGUUUAACUUUUUAAGACAAUUUUGUCGGGAGUUUUAAAAUCAGACACCUCAGAAGCACGUGGGGCAAGAAGGAAUACUUCAAGGGAUGGUCCACCCAAAAAUGACAAUUUUGUCAUCAUUCCAAACCUGUAUGAUUAACUUCUGUGGAACACAAAACAAGAUAUUUUCAAGAAUGUUGGUUACUGCACAGCUGACUUCCAUUGAAUGUACAAAAAAAUACAAUUGAAGUCAGUAACAACGGAAACUGUUUGGUUGCCAGCAU